AUGUCCCAGGCGGCACCGAACGAAGUUGAGGCGGUACGGCGUGAGGAUUCCGUCAUUUUACGGCAAACCCCGCAAACGAUGGCGAUGGCACCGACACCGUCGACGGUCGGCACCGACACCACACCGGCUCAGAACACAACAACACCGCCCGUGACGGUAACACUGACGGUACCGAGCUUCGGAGGCGGCGGCGAAGAGUUGGGCUACGAUUCGCAACAACUGCAACAACAUCAUCUGCAACCACCAUCAACACCGAGCUCCUAUCAAAAGCGGCCCGUCUCGGUGUACUCGGCCACCAACAACCACCGGGUACCACCGCCACCGAUCAUCCGAGCCGUCUCGUACCAACCGUCGCUGGCCGGUACGGCCGUAACGCACCAAUCGGAGGACUCCGCAAACCACCACACACUGCCACCGUCGACGGUGGAGGAAAAAUCGAAGCACACGCGCCGCUACCUAGCCGGUGUGACCGGCAUCAGCUACGCCCUGUUUCUGAUCGUGUUCGGUUUGAUCGCGUUCAUCACCGACGCGGUGGAGAACAAUGCGCGCUACCCGCUGGCCGAGGUGUUUGCCCUCUACAUGGUGUCGACCGGUAUCGUCUACUUUGUCUUUCUCUACGUCGACAUCCGGCUGUACGUGCGGCGAGCGCAGCGCGCCGUCGAGGAGCUCAAUCGGCGCCGUGAGCUGUACAACGAGCAGCUGCAGCUGCGCUCGAUGGCAACGCUGGUCACGGCCAACGGUGGCCUGGAACUGGCCACCGGUGAUCAGCCGAUCGGCGUACCGCGCCCGCUGGAGACACCGCUCGAGCCACUGAAACCGAUCCCGCACGAUUAUUGCUUCGUAACGGGGCGGCACGGUGAGAUCAUCUACCUGAAGCUCGGCGCUACCUGGUUCUGCUUCGGGCUGCUGAUCCACUCGGUGCUGCUGCUCUCGUACCAGGGCAUCCUGAUGAACAGCCGGGACGGGAAGUGGGCCCAGUGUGCGUCGAACACGACCAUCGCCAUGGAGGUGCUGUUUCUUUUCUACUGUCUCUUUCUGAUAUUCUUCUUCUGGAAGUACGCCAACAUCGUGAUCAACCGGUACCGUGGGUUGGCCCGGUUCGGUAUCAUGCACGCCAUCGGGACCGCGCUCGCCUUCUGGGUGCUGACGAUCGUGCGCGAAACGGUGGUCGCGAUCCGGAUCAAGCAGUCGUACUACGACGAUUACGCCGGCAACGGUCCCGAAGCUGCUGCUGCCACGGUGGCGGCGAUCGAUGCACCGUGGAACCGAUCCGCACCCGUCCUGUCGCCCAUCGACUGUCCGGGGCCGGAGGAGCUGAACCAGGUGUUGGCUUCCUUCUCGCCCUACCUCUACCCGUUCGUGAUCGAGUUUAACAUUCUGAUCGUGGGGCUGCUCUACAUGAUUUACGCUAACAUCAGCAAAUGCCCGAAAAAGAUCACGGUCAAGGGACACCGGGGCCAUGGUGGGCAUGGUGGGCACGGCGGCAGCGUGCACGGUGAUCAUGUGUCGAAGGUGGGCGGUGGUAGCGUGGUCGAUGGGUUCGAUGGACGCAGCGAGCACAGCGACCACUGUGACGAUACGCUCGAUCACGAGGCCCAGGUCAAAUCGCGGCUCAUCGUGUACGGUGACUGUCAGCACGCUAGCCGUGGUCUGUUCGCCGGACUGCUGCUCAUCGUCGCCACCAUCGUCGUCAUCAUACUCUUCCACAUCGCGUCCCGCGACGACGACUACCGGGACACGGGUAUCCUGCUGGACGGUAUCUUCGAGGUGACCGUACUGGGCAUCAUGAUAUUAGCGACGCUCGCCGCCUACUACCAGACGGCCCGGCUCGACAUCAAUCCGCAUCCGAUCUCGCGGCUCGACGAUGUGCUGCUGUUCAUCGCGAUACCGGCGUUCUUCUCCGAGACGUUGUUCAGCAUGAUACCGGCGUUCGAGAACGGUUCGAUCCUGAACGGGUUCAUCGUGUUCACGCAGGUCGUCCAGGUGCUGAUCCAGACACCGUGGAUCUGUGACGCGCUGCGCCGCUGCUCGAACACGGCCGAGCUGCAGCAGCAGAAACCGGGCAAGGAGCUGGUCACCUUCAUGACCAUCGCGAACGUGUCGCUCUGGAUCUACUACACGUUUGCCGUCAAAACCGGUGACAUUGGCGAUGAGCGGUACGAGUACUACGGGGAUGUGCUGUGGUCGAUCCUGAACCACCUCUCGCUACCACUCAUCAUGUUCUACCGGUUUCACUCAUCCGUCUGCCUGGUGGACAUCUGGCGCCAUUCGUACGAACCGGGCGAACAUGCCCAUUGACACCAGGUGCUCAGCCC
Molecule: messenger RNA, 2315 nt
Organism: Anopheles darlingi
Lineage: Eukaryota; Metazoa; Arthropoda; Insecta; Diptera; Culicidae
Product: proton channel OtopLc-like
Exons: 4
Coding region: 1-2298 (765 amino acids)
Biological process (GO): proton transmembrane transport
Cellular component (GO): membrane
Molecular function (GO): proton channel activity
Source: RefSeq, a predicted model, not a curated record